AUGAUUUCUCCUAAAGUCCGGGAAUUGAACUUCGACAUAGACCGCUACCUCAAUCGCGUAAUACCCCGCUCUCAGCUAUAUCGACUUCCGAAGCAGAUUUCCUUUCUCCUCGGACAUAGGACUUCCGUCCGCCAAGAGGUUGGCAACGUUUUAGUCUCGAUAUGGGCACUCGUAGGGGCAUUUUGCGGCCUGACAGUCGUCUCUUCCGUCUUCAGGUAUAGCUCGGUCAUCCAAGAGCACAAUCCGCCAGUGUUAGUGGCAAGUUUGGGAGCAGCAGCAAUCCUCCAUUACAAUGUCAUCCAGUCUCCGCUCGCACAGCCGCGAAACGCGGUCCUGGGAAACACCCUGUCGGCCAUCGUUGGAGUCGGAAUCACGAAGUUGUUUAUGCUCAGCCCUAAUUUUGAGAACAUCCGGUGGCUGGCAGGACCCUUAUGCUGUGGCCUCGCCUCGUGGAUGAUGACCAUGACGAAUACAAUUUAUCCGCCUGGAGGUGCUACGGCUGUCCUCGCCGCGACUGAUCCAACCGCUAACGCAAUGGGUUGGUUCUUUGUUCCGCUGGUCCUCAUCGGUACACUCCUUAUGCUCGGAGUUGCUCUCAUCAUCAACAACAUUCAGCGCCAGUAUCCUCUGUACUGGUGGACGCCGCGGGACGUUGGCCGACAAAAGAAGCCCGACAUUGAGCACAGUUCGAUUGAUAAGGAAAAGGAAACCAAGACGCGCCUGGGAGAAAAGGAUGGGGUCAAUAUGCAACAUCGUAUUAUAAUCACCGAAGACAACAUUGUGUUGCCGGAGAACUUCACAUUGGGCUCCGAGGAAGAACAAUUGCUGGAAGAAUUGCGGGACCGACUGCGCAACGCGGAUCCGCAGUACAAGUUGCAUAACCAUUCGUCUGUGUCGGACACGUACCAGACGCCCCAUUCGAGCCGGGAUAUCCUGCCCACGGACAAGUCUUGA
Molecule: messenger RNA, 954 nt
Organism: Aplosporella prunicola CBS 121167
Lineage: Eukaryota; Fungi; Ascomycota; Dothideomycetes; Botryosphaeriales; Aplosporellaceae
Exons: 2
Coding region: 1-954 (317 amino acids)
Source: RefSeq, a predicted model, not a curated record